This is a messenger RNA of Caenorhabditis bovis, 1635 nucleotides long. The record is from the annotation of a GenBank genome assembly. Lineage: Eukaryota; Metazoa; Nematoda; Chromadorea; Rhabditida; Rhabditidae.
AUGUAUCGCCAAAUGGCAAGACAAUCAAUGCACCUUUACUGUCCAAUGUGGCCUUGCGAAAGGGAAUGUGGAAAGUUUCACGAAAAGUUUAUAACAACAACAAAGCUCCGGAAAUUAAAAUCACAAAUGGAAAGCGUUGACGAAAAAGCGAAUUCGUUGGAAAUAACAGAGAAAGGCGCUUCAACAGAACAGAAAAAAUCGCCAGCGCAAGUUUUUGAGGAAAUUAUGGAGAUGGCAGCAAAAAAGACAUCGCUAAGUUAUGUUGAACCACCACUCCCACCAAUUCCUGAGGGUCUCAAGGACAUUAUCACAAGACGUGACCCGUCGAAUCGUCGAAGCACGAAAGACGCUGACACGACAACUAUUUUUUUCGAUAAACCCAUUUGGGACGACGCGAAGUUUCGCCAAGAACUUCUCGAUUCCGAUGAAGAACAAAUAGUUAUCGGAGAACCGCCAUCGGUAAUUGAUGAUGAUGAAGAGGCAGUGGAAGACAUUUUAAGGAUGACCGUACAUGAUACAACUUCGAAUCCAAUUUUUCAUAAUCACAUGGACGAAUCGAUUCUCUCAAGUGAUGAUGAAUACGGAGACAACGAAGAUUCGAUGUACACCGCGCCUAAUGUGAGAAGCAAUGCUAACGAUUAUGAAAAACCAAUAACGGAGCUGUUUCUCCUGAGAAUCAACAUGACUGCUUUUUUUCGAAUGUCAAAUGGGGUUAUGAUACCAUUCCUCGGACUUGGUACUGGCGGAAAGCCAGCUUCUGAAGCAGAAACAGAGCAUAUGAUUCGAACUGCUUUGAAUUUGGGAUAUCGCCAUAUUGACACUGCUCAAACAUACGGUACGGAGAAAAUAAUCGGAAAAGUCCUCAAUGAAUACUUCACGGCUGGAAAGACUAGUCGAUCUAGAAUUUUUGUCACUACUAAGCUUCCAUGCCAUUCCCAUGGAAGAGCCAAUGUUGAAAUAUCGCUUCGAAAGCAAUUAGCUGACCUUCAACUCGAUUUCGUUGAUAUGUAUCUCAUCCAUUCGCCGUGUUCCGUUAGGGCUCGUAAACUUCAAGACGGAACCGUUAAAUAUGAAAAUGUGAAAAUCGACAUUGUUGACACUUGGAAAGGAAUGGAAGAUAUUUACCAAAAGGGUUUGGCUCGUGCUAUUGGCCUCUCAAACUUCAACGUUGACCAAAUUCAGCGCGUUUAUAGCACUGCUUCUGUAAAGCCUCAUAAUUUGCAGGUCGAGAUGCAUAUUCAUCUUCCGCAGAAGGAGCUCGCCAUUCUGUCUCGUUCGCUGAACGUAUCGAUCACCGCCUAUGCGCCAUUAGGAUGUCCAGGGAAACGCGGCCAAAAUGGUUGGCCGUCUGAAGGGCCGCUCGAUGAGCCAAUUUUGCAACAGCUUUCUGCAAAAUAUCGUCGAACGCCGGCGCAAAUAUUACUUCGCCAUUUGACGCAGAAAAAUGUGAUCGUGGUGCCAAAGAGCACUAAUGAUGCUAGAUUGAAGGAGAACCUCGAGAGUAUGGACUUUUUCUUAACUGACGAAGAUAUGAAUACUUUGAAUCGCAUCAAACCACGAGGACGGCUUUACAAAUGGCUUUCAAGAGAGGACCAUCCAGAAUAUCCAUUCAAUGAACUUCCAGAUGUUGUCUAA